CAAAACAAGACACAGUCAAAGAAACAAGCAGUCGUUUGAAAGUCCCAGAAUCGGAAGCAUUUAAGAGGAACUAAAAAGCCUAGACACUAUACAAAUACAUCCUGUAUAUCUUAAAAAUAUAUGUGUGUCGUGUAUAAAUCUUCAGUUAUUUGACAAACGUUUAUUAAUAUAAAUAAUAGUUAUAGUUUGAUAUGUGAAGUGAAUCCUAAACAAUGAAUCAUAAGGUUUAUUAUGUGGUUGCAUCCGCCCUUAUCGCGAUUACGUUACAAACCACAGAUUUCCAGGACAAUCUUAUAAAUGGCUACAGAACUCUUAUAGCCGAUAUCCAAUCAAGGACGCAAAAAUCCCGAGAGGACAUGGACACCUUAGUGUCACAAAUAAAACUAUUAAUGAAAAAUGAAGCUGACAAAGCUAUUAAUUACAUGACUGUCUAUCUCGAACAAAUAUCCCUAUAUUUCCAGGUAAUAAUUCACGACCGUAAACCUCGGAAUGGUACUUAUUGUAAAGAGAGCAUUGUGAAACUGUUGGGAGAGAAUUUGCAACUGGCGGAUGAAAAUGUAACGUUAUGUCUUGCAUUGGGAUACCAGAGAGUACAACGUUUGCCAGAAAAGUUACAAGUACACUUCGAAACUUUGGAAAACCUCAAGAAAUAUUCUGCCUCCAAAUUAUUCGAAUGUCAGAAACAACAACAAGUGGGCGGCAACUGUUCUCACGAGAGCCAGGAUCUCGAAAGGACUGUGUUCCUUUAUGAAACAUCUCCGUUUCCCGUCGUGAUGGCUGAAAUAGCAAUACAUGGAUUUAAAGAGGUUUCAGAUCUUAGUGUGUGUCUUAAAGAUAUUAUCUCAAGAAUGAUGACGCAUUCCGUAAAAGUGAUUGGAGAUUUCAACAGAUGUAUCCACAACAUAGAAAUGCCAAAACUUAAAUAUUUAUUGAAAUUCAUGAAGAAAUAUGCCUAAUAACAAUUCAAUUAUCAAUGAUUUUUGGUUCUGGAACUAACAUAAAAAAGAAAAAUUUACAAACGAAUUUAAUCAUUAUAAAAAUUGUUUUUAAACUUUAACAACAUUAUAACAAUUUGAAAACACCUCUCUUUCGAUGAAGAUGUAUGGGUUUUACGUUUUUUAUUCCCACAAUUAAUUUAAUGUGAAUUCUUAAUAAAAUUUAAAUUAAA
Messenger RNA from Danaus plexippus (monarch butterfly), 1168 nucleotides. RefSeq lists its product as uncharacterized. Bases 213 to 956 code for a protein of 247 amino acids. The transcript is spliced from 5 exons. The record is from RefSeq and is a predicted model, not a curated record. Lineage: Eukaryota; Metazoa; Arthropoda; Insecta; Lepidoptera; Nymphalidae.